UGAGAUACUUUAUAACUGCAGCGCUGCCACUGACGUCAAUCUAGCCAGAAGGACUUGUGACCGGUGGACUACAGUUUUUGGGACUCGUUGGGAAACUUGCUUUUUGCGAUUUUCGGCUGAAAACCAUUUUUGUGAAAUUAUAGUCACUCCGCAGUCGCGUUAACUUCUUCUGGCAAGAUGCUGCACCUUCUACUGGGAAUUGUCACCCUGCACGCCGCAGCCCUAGUCCUCCUGUUUGUGUCAACAAUUGUCAGCGCCUGGACAACAGGGUCCACUAGCAGCUCAGACCUCUGGAAUAACUGCUCUACAACCAAUGGAGGAUACCACUGUGACCCAGCCUACACUGGAGAGUGGAUCCAGGCAGUGCAGGCCCUGAUGAUCCUGUCCAUCAUCUUCAGCUUCAUCUCUCUCUUCCUGUUCUUCUGUCAGCUCUUCACCCUCCAGAAGGGAGGACGCUUCUUUGUCACUGGAGUCUUCCAGAUCCUCGCCAGUCUGUUUGUGAUGAGUGGAGCAGUGAUCUACACAGUGAUGAGUCCGGACUGGGUGCCAGCAUCGGAGGCCUUCGGCUGGGCUUAUAUCCUGGCCUGGGUGGCCUUCCCUCUGGCCCUGAUCAGCGGACUCAUCUACGUCAUCUUGAGAAAACGGGAAUGAGGCCCGUGUCCCCUAACCUCCACCCCACCCUCAGCAUUAACAAUCACCCCUAGGAGACUAAACUCAAAAGCUUGAGGACCUGUAUACCUCACUGGGUCACAAGGCUGCUUCACCUAGGUCUGCACCGCACCCUAGGGGUAACACCAAAAACACAACCACCAAAAAUUACAUGAUGAAACAACCAAUACUGUCAAAUGUAUAUACUGUAGUAUCUAUGGUUUAAAACCUAUUUAUAACACAUUUUACGUGUAUGUACAUAGUAUUGUCGUGUUGCUCCGUUGACAAAAAUAUUCGUAUGAGCUUCAUUUUAGCUGAUUAAGUGCCUAAAUAUUUGUUUGUAAUUAUGACAUAAUUAGACGCUGUUUGUUUCUCUCUAUGUAACCCACCAAAAAAUGAAGAAUAAAAAAAGUUUUGAACUAUUUUAACCAAAGUGCAUGUAUAAAAUAUAGAGCUAGAAAGAAUAUUUAACUGAGCUUGCUUUACAAAAACUAAAAGUGGUAACAUCCAAAUUAUGGUUGUUAAAGGGAUUCUCCAGUACUUUUGUAUACUUUUUUGCCAGUUUUAAAAGUAGCGCUCACGAUCCAAAAGUAGCCCCUGAAAAUUGCGUACUAUGACACAUGUGCACAAUGUCACUGCUCUCUCUCUCAUGCGCUGCUGUGUGUGCAUCAUGUGCCUCUUCCUAGUUGUCACAAAUAUGGUGAGGAGCUGAAGCUCAUUGGUUGAACUCAAAUUGCUAGGGACUGGCUCAAAUGGGAGAAAUUCUAGGAAAAAUGGCGACGCACAGCUUCAAGAAAAAGUUGCUUUCAAACUAGGGAUUUCGUGGCUAAUUGAGGUAAGACAAUAAUUCUGAACUACACAUUGACACAUCCAGCCCAAAGCGGGAGGUUUAAAAAAAGACUUAGUAGUUGCCAAAGGUCCGGAGCAUGUCUUUAACCAUUAAAAUGUUGGUUUGGUUAUUUCUGUUUGUAAAAUGUUUCAACAUUAUUUUUCUAUUUUUUAUUUUCAACAAAGAUGGUGCUAUGUAUUUACCAUUCCUAUUACUGAUAGCCAUUUUGCAAUCAUUUACAGUCAAAUGACUUGACUUAUGCCAUGAAGUAACUAGGACAUCAGGGUGAGAAGUAGACUCCAUUGUAAUGUCCAUGUGCCUAACUGCUUAUGUGUCUAGAGAAGGCUAUUCCAUUUUGAUUUGUCUAAAUAAAAGCUUUGAAACAAUCAGCUUUGAUUGUUUGGCUACAAUGGAGUGAUGUAGCAUUAGUUUAUUUUGUUGGAAUGCCAUUUGGAAUGUCAGUAUUAGAAGAUCCUGCCAAUGUUCCAUUUGCAUUACUUAAACUGUUUUAGACAAGUUCAAGGAUGGAGAAUGUGAGCUAAAUGACAUUAGCAAUGACUAAGAUCUGUGUUGUCUUUUCUCUCUUUGUAAGGCCAUGCCAUGUUGAUUUGUUGUGUUUGUGUUUUAUAGCAUAUGUACGACCAGUAAACACACUAGAACCUUCCUCUUGGACGGAGUACUGUAACAACUAGUAGGGCAUUGUAGCCAGAUCCAAAUUGAUUUAAGUUUUUAUAUCUAACAUUUUAGAGAUAUUAAAGGUCAAGCUCUAAGGCAGCCUACUCAAACCUUAUCAAGGCAGAAUAGAGGACAUGACUUUUUAGUAUUAGCUUUGUCAUGUGGGAGAAAAUGGACAGUGAGGUUUGCAGCUAUGUUUGCAUACAAAUGUUCUGUUUCACAUACUUGAAGUUUGACAAGCUGCAGUCUCUUGUCACCCUGAAGAACGCAACUUCUUUCUUUUUGGGAAAAACAUUGUUAAUAUCAUGUUAAUAAUAUCUAUGACUAUCUAGUAUGCAGACUGAUUCAAUAAAACCAACCAAAUUGAAAACAGCUCCUACCUACGGGAUUUCUAUAUAUUUCAGUACUCAUACCGUAUGUUGUGUAUUCUUCCUUAUCACAGACUAAAACUAACACUAACCCCAUUAGACCUAAAUCCAAUACACUGCAUAAUGUUGACCUCUAACUAUUUAGCCAAAUACAAUGUUAAUGGCUAUGUUUAAGUCUAUUGUCUGCCUUGAAGUUAUGGUAAACUACUGAAGUGAAAGGUGCAGUACAUGAGAGUGUAAAGUGGAAUCCCUGCCAAUGUUAACUGUAUCUGGUUGGUCUUAGAUAACUGUGUGCUAUUAAAGAGAAUGCAAAUUC
Molecule: messenger RNA, 2836 nt
Organism: Salmo salar (Atlantic salmon)
Lineage: Eukaryota; Metazoa; Chordata; Actinopteri; Salmoniformes; Salmonidae
Gene: pmp22b
Product: peripheral myelin protein 22b
Cellular component (GO): plasma membrane
Source: RefSeq, a predicted model, not a curated record